AUGAACCGAUCUCUCGAUCGCAAGAAAUGCAUCCUUUUGCUCGCUCUGUAUGUGAUUUGUCUCAAUGCUCCAGCAGCAAGCAUUGAGCGAGGUAAGGUAGACGCAUACGCGGCUUCAGUCCAUGCCCUCAGAGAGAGGCUGAAGAAGAGAGCCCCCACGGACGAGAACAAUGAUCAGAACCUUCUGGAGCUCCAGAACUUGUUGGCGACAGCUGAAAAUUCGAUCAGGGACAAGAAAACAGAUGCCAAGAAGCAAAUGGAAGAACUUCGUAAGCGGGAAGCAGGAUUACAUCGAAGUCAAGUCCUCUGGCGCAGCAAAGCCAAGGAAGCAGAGAGAAACGCUGAGAUGGCGCGCAAGAAGGAGGCCGAGGCGGUGAAAGCGAAGGAUCUGGCACAGGUUUCAUCCCAAGAAGCAUACAGCCUCGAGGUUGCCUCAAAACAGUGCGAGGAGGAAACCCGAUGUUUGAAAUCAAGUGUCUCUCAACUGAUGGAAGAGACUAAGGACGCAGAAAUCGAGCUGAGUGAGCUGAAGAGCCAGAUCAAGGAUCUUUCAUUAUCCAGUAGGCUUGCUAUUGCUCGUCAAGUCAAGGCGAGGCCAGCUGAGGGGUUGAGAAGAUUUGCCGGUCAACGGUAUGAGGCGGAGAUCAUGAACGCGGACGUGGCAGACAAGAACAGUAGGACAAUCCCACUAGAAGGUGACGACAGGACAAAGUUAAGAGAUGCCAGCAGACAAACAGCGGAGGAGAUCGGAGGAAGAACUGAGAGUGGGCCCAGCGCUAUCCGGAGGAGGCUCGAUCCGAAGGAUUCCGAUCUUCCUCCCUUGGAUGGCCUGAGGGAUGAAUCGGAGCCCGAGCAAGCUGAGACUGCAAAUCAAGAUACGUUUCAGUCAAGGUCAUUGGCGGAGAUGAUUGAGGACGGGGCUGAAGCUGCAUCAAAGGAUGGAAACGGUGAGCAUGUCGCGAGUGCAAAGCGUCAGUCCAAGCGAACCAAACAAGGCACCUUGGUUCAAUCCGUUGAUGCCAGCACAGAGGCUCCUGAAAGGGCCAGUAGCGUCUCCAAGGGCCACUCAAAGAGCAAGGAGAAGGAUCAUGAGUUGAGGUGUACCCCGACUGCUGCAAACUUCCACGAAGACCGUCAGAGCCCGGAUCAAAACCUUGCUGAUGGAGACAAUGACAAGAUAACCCGUAAGUCUUCGUCCAAAGAGAGCAAGCACAGUGAAGGCAAGAAGAAGAAGGAAAAGAAGAAGAAGAAGCCGGUUGCUUUGUAA
Molecule: messenger RNA, 1266 nt
Organism: Guillardia theta CCMP2712
Lineage: Eukaryota; Cryptophyceae; Pyrenomonadales; Geminigeraceae
Exons: 4
Coding region: 1-1266 (421 amino acids)
Source: RefSeq, a predicted model, not a curated record